Molecule: messenger RNA, 8037 nt
Organism: Brassica rapa (field mustard)
Lineage: Eukaryota; Viridiplantae; Streptophyta; Magnoliopsida; Brassicales; Brassicaceae
Product: zinc finger BED domain-containing protein DAYSLEEPER
Molecular function (GO): DNA binding; protein dimerization activity
Source: RefSeq, a predicted model, not a curated record
UAUGCCAUAUAAAAUAGAAAAAAAAUGUUUGGCUGGAUUGAUAAAAUUUAUUUAAGUAUUUGUACCAAUUUAAUUAUAUACGUAAUAGUUAAUAAAUUUUUAGUUAUUCAAUAUAUAUUUAUUAUUUCAUAAUAUGUAAAAAAUAUAGAAUACUUGAAAAUAAUUUAUAUAUAUUCAUCCCGCGCAAGGCGCGGAUCUUAACCUAGUUUUUAUUAAAGCCAUACAAAUGUUAUCAUUUUUUUAUAAACAUAUAAACUUUUUUCUGUUUUUGUUCCUUAAUUAUUUUUCUGGUAUUUAAUAUUAAUAGGAAUAUUUUUAAAUAAUUAUAACAAGAAAUAUAUACACACAUAUCUUGGAUAAAAUAUAAACAUGUGAAAUCUAGUUAAUAAUUAAUGAUUACAUAUAUAUUACUUCUUUAAAAUUAUUAAAUUACACAAGAUAUUUUAAAUUUUCAUUUAAUAGCACACUUUAUAAAAAAAAAUUACAAGAAGACAAAAUUCACAUUCUUUUGAAACAAGACUACUAAACAAGUUAAGGACAUCACAUUGUUGUUUAAGAAAAUCAUGAAGAUACAUACAGCUCUCAUGUGCAUAUUCAUCAUCUCCCUAUUUACUUUACAUCAGUGUGCAAGGACAGAUAUUAGAGAUAUAGAUAAAUCAAAACUAAUCAUAGACUCAAAUUGUAUGCGUACAAAAUGGUUUAAGAAAUGGGGUUGGUGUUGUGUAGCCUUAAAAGGUGAUCCUUGUUGGCCCGACCAAGCCGCAUGUGAUUCAAAAUGUCCUCGUCCUCAUUCUUCUUAGAGUAUAUAGUAAACUUUAUGUAUUAAAAGGGCUUAUUUACUGCAUGAAAAUAAUAAAUAAUAUUAAGUUACUAAUUUAUUUUAAUUUGGAAUUAUUUUAUUUUGAAUUUUAAAUAAUUAAGUGUUUUAUCUGCACAUACAGAAAUAAUCAUUUUAUAAAUAUUUAUUAUUACAUCAUUAUCAAUUGAAAAACCAUCACAUUUCAACGCUAUUAUCUCCAUCUAUGAAGGAAAAAAUCAGCAAAAAAUAUUCAUAGAAGAUAUAACUUUAAAACUAAAAAUUUAUCACAACUGAAUAUCUGUCAUAGUUUAUACAUUAUUGGAAUUUUAUCCAUAUAAUAAGUUAGAGAUAUUUUAAUCAAUGCAAAUAUGUUUUAAGUGAACCAACACUUGUUGUUGACAAAAAAAAAAGAACCAACACUUGUCGAACACUUGGAAAGACAUUGUUAUACUGUAUAUUUUUGUUUGACUUAAAUUUUUUAGAAGUAAUUACGUGAACGCAUUAUUAUUUAGUUUUGAACAGUAGAAUAUUAAACAAUAGUAUGUUAAUUUUUGUAUUAUAUGUACACAAAUAUAUGAUAUAAUUUCUGCAAUUUGACGUGAUUAGAAUUUGUGAAACGGUUGGUUAUCAUGGAAAAGUGUAUGAAUAGAAUAUAUUUAUAUUUUCUGAACAUUUUAUAUGAUAUAAUAUAUAUUUUUGAUUUUAUAAUAACAAUCUUUAUUAUUAUCUUAUCAUUAUCUAUUGUAUUAUUAUUAUCUAAAAUUAUUAUUUAUUGUGUUAUUAUCCAGAAUUAAUAAAAACAGAAAGUACCUAAAUAUAAAAACUAUUACUCGAUUAUUUAAAUAAUAAAAUAAAUUAUUCAUUAAUUAAGUGUAACAACGACUUACCACUCUAUUUUUUUUUAACAUGAAAGCUCGAAUACAAAAAAAAAUAUUUCAGAAAUAAUAAUGUAGAUAUGAGAUGUAAAAAUGGGAAAAUAUUGAGUUAAUAAAAGAAAUUCUAUUAAAUAUUUUUUUUAACAUGAUAAUGAUCCCUGACAAAAGUAACAAAAUCUUUGCAUGUACACAUAUAUCUACACGUUUUUGUUAUUAUUAGGUCAUAUGCUUCUAAGUUUCAUUCAACUUAAAAGGAAUUGAAGAAUAAAUGAUUAGUAAAAUUUGAUCUAGUUAUAAAAUUUGAUCAAUUUAUAAAAUUUGGAUCAAGAUUAUUGACUUUGGGUGACCAAAGGUCAAUCUAAGAUGCUCAAUACAAUCAUUGAAUGAUAAUAUUAGGUCUAAAAUCUAGGGCUGGACAUAAAUACUCGUUACUCGCCGUAUAUAUGUUACUUGGUCCAUAGUCGCUUCGAUUUUUCUAGUACUCGUCGUUGUCAAGUAUCAAGUCACUAAGUUUUGCUACUUGCAAGUACAAGGAAAGUAACAAGUAUCGCAAAAACAAUUAACGACCCGCCUUGAUAUUACUCGUUACUUGUUUUAUUACUGAAAAUUGUUAACUAAACCAGAAAAACCAAAGCCCUAAAACAUAUAUUUCUUUGUUGUAAGAUGUAAGAAAUACUUUCUUAUCAAAAACUUUUUUUACUGAACUUCCUUAUAAAAAUCUAUGUAUUUUGUUUCUUAUUCUUUUUUAUAUUAGGCGCAAAUAUUUUAUUUAAAAUAAUUCUUGUGUUUUUUUCCAAGUCAGAGUAAACAAAAUGAAUUUUCAUAACAUUCUCUGAUAAAAUUAUAUGCAAAGUAAUUCUCAGAAACUUAAAAAUAUGUCCAAAUAAUUUAUAAAUACUUAUGCGUAACAAGUAAUCGAACGAGGCAAAUAACUUGCAAGUAAAAUAUUUUUAAACAAGUACUUGAAAUAACAAGUACUUGUUUUCGACAAGUCAAGUACAAAUCCAAAAAUUUAUUACUCGUUUUAAAGCAACCCAAAUAUCAAGUAUACAUAAAAAACAAGUACUCGCCUUGCGUCCAUCCCUAAGUAAAAUCACUAAUUUGACCUUAUCCAGUUCCAUCAUACUAACCAUAUGUUAAUUAUGAAUUUAACACCAAUUCCAUUAAUAUCACAAUAUGAGCAAACAAUAAUCUAAUGUCCUAAUAACCAUUAAAUACCUUAAACAUCAAUUUUCAUUGACUAGACAUGUAAAAGCGACACAAGGAGCUUUACCCACUGGAGCUAACGUACAACAAGAGGUCUACUGCAUAAAACUACUUGUAUUCGAUGCGGAGAGCUAGAAAUUGUUACGCAUUUAUUCCUUCGCUGUGAUUUUGCAACUUCUCUUUUCAAGCUACAAAAUUAAAUCCUGAAAAAAGCUCGGACUUUGUUGAAGCUUUAAAUAUAUGUAAAAAAGGUUACAUGCCUGCCCCCCUAAUGGUAUUACCUCUGAUAUCUAUCCUUGGAUAUGCUGGGAAUUAUGGACAGCGAGAAACAAAAUGAUAUUCGAAGAUAAGCUAGUUUCACCGGAGGAAACACUGUCCAAAACCAUAAGGAAUGCACGGGAAUGGAAGAUGGCAUAACCCCUGCUGCCUACACCAACCCACCAAUGCAGUCAGUCAUUGAUCAUACCCAACUUGGAUGAUUCAGUACUCUGCUUUUCAGAUGCAGCAUGGAAGAAGGAAAGCAACAUAACAGCAUUUGGAUGUAUUUUUAAAAAUAAAGAAGGGUGAAUCAUCUACAAGGUUUCUCGAGUGGAAAGACAAGUCUCAUCGCCGAAGCUCUAGCACUGCUUUGUGCAGUACUCACCGCCCAAACACGGGGCUACUCAAGAAUUUGUUUCAUCACAGAUUAUCAACCGCUCUUAGUAGCAAUUUCUUCGAAAUCUCUUCCGGCUGACCUCUGUGGGAUCCUCCAGGUAUAGGUGUCAACUAGGCGGGGCUGACUUGGGCUAACUCAGUCUAAUUCAUUUUUGGCGGGAUAUGGAUUCGUCCAAUUAAUAAAUGGUCCAGUUGGACAAAAGACCAAUUGGUACAUGGUGCAACUAGGUAAAAACCAAAUGGACAAUGGUGUCCAUGGGCUUCUUAAAGACAUACUAUCAUGAUUUUAACCAAAAAAAAACAUAGCUUACAAUUUUAGCAAAAAAAAACGGUUUUAUCGGGAAAUCAAGAUUUAACGAUUUUGACGGAAAACAUAAUUUCAAAAUUUUGGCAAAAAGAACGUAAUUUUACAGUUUUAAAGAGAAAUUUUAUAAUUUUGGCGGGAAAACAUAAUCUCACAUUUUUGACGAAAAAAUGAAUUUUACAGUUUUGGUGGGAAAAUGUAAUUUCACGGUUUUGGCAAAAAAAUAUAAUUUCUUGGUUUUGGUGGGAAAACGUAAUUUCUCGGUUUUGGCGGGAAAAUGUAAUUUUUUGGUUUUGGCCGAAAAACAUAAAUUUCUUGUUUUUGCGGGAAAACGUAAUUUUUCAGUUUUGGCAGGAAAACAUGAUUUCUCGGUUUUGGCAAGAAGAAGGUAUUUUAUAAUUUUGAAGAGAAAACAUAAUUAUAGAGAGUAAAAAAUCUAAACUAAUAAUCGAAAAAAUAAUUACAAAUACUAUUGGGUGUCCAUGGGCAUGCUCAUUUGGACAUGGUCUCUAUUGGUCUUGCACAUUUGUUUGGACCAUUGUCUAAUAUAGACCACCCAUUACUACCCAAAAUUGAAAUGGUCCAAUUGGUCACGGACCAUUUGACAGCUCUAUCGCCAGGAUAUUGAAUAUUUAUCUCCAGGAUAUUGAAUAUCUAUCUCCGUUUUUUCUACCCUGUUUCUUUUAAGUUUAUUGCAAAGCUUUUGAACUCCUUAGCUGAUUUGAUUGCUAAGUCUACUCUUUGUACCGCUACUGCUAUUUCAUCCUAGUCAUGGGAUGAUUUCUUCUUAAUAUAUUUGGUGUUCAAAAAACAAAAAUGUAAGAACUCAUAACUCUUAAUCAGUUUCCUAUGUUGUGCCAAAAGGUGAACCUCAUAAAUGAUAUUUAAGACCAUCUUAGUUAAUUUUUCAAGUAUAGAUUCUAGAUUCUGCAUAUGAACUCUCCACUAUUCCAAGUUCUCCACUCUUGCAUAACUCUAAGAAGACCUAAACAAGACUCAAAGACUAUAUGAAAAUUUCAUGAAAUGCAACUAAGACUUUAAAAUGGAUAACAUGGAGAAAAUGAAUGCAAACUGCUUAAUUCAGACUCUAAAGGAGAUGAGAAAAACCAAUGGAGUUGGCUAGUGACGCUUAAGGGAUAAUCUCAUUAUGGUGAACUUGCAGUUCGAUUCCCACUAAUCAUCAGAAGAUUUACAAAUGUCGGUAUUGCUGGGAUCCACAGAUUAGUCUGUUGACUUUAAUUCGGUCACUGGUUAAUUCAAAAAUAAAUAAAUAAAUAAAUAAAGUGGAUGAGAAAGGACUACCACACUUUAUUUACAUGGCUAAAAGCCAAGAAAUAUGCACACAUCAAUUCUUCUAACUUGUCUUUCGACUGUCUUCAAGCAAACAAACAUUUCGUUAUCCCUCCAAUGGAAAGUUCGUCGAAGUCUGAAUAAAUUAAUUAAGCACCGACGGGUGUGGAUUUAUGUGUCAAGUAUGUAAGCAUAAUUUGCUUCUGCCACUGUCGUCAAAGCAUUAAUCUGGAGACUCCUUCUGAUUUAUAAUUUACUUGGGUUUGGACUGCUUGGUUUUCCAUGUGAGAUGUGCAGCGCACAUUCUUAACCUCAUAGUACAAGAUGGGUUGAAGGUAAUUGGAGACUCUUUGCACAAAGUAAGAGAGAGUGUUAAGUAUGUACUGUCAUCGGAAACACGUGAAAACUUGUUCCAGAAAUGCGUUGCGGCUGCGGGUGUAGUAGAAACUGGGGGUCUACUCCUCGAUGUUCCGACAAGAUGGAACUCCACUUUCUUUAUGCUUGAAAGAGCCAUCAGGUACCGUCGAGCCUUUGCCAAGUUGGAGACAUUUGAUAAGAAGGGUUAUAAAAUGGCUCCCACUGCUGAGGAAUGGACAAGAGCUGAGAAUAUCUGCAAUUUCUUGGGUCCGUUUGCUGUAAUCACGACCUUGAUGUCUGGUUCGAACUAUCCUACUUCAAACUUGUAUUUCUAUCAGGUUUUCCAGAUCCAUAAUUGGCUUCGGAUCAAUGAGGGAAGCGAAGAUGAGAUUGUGAGAUACAUGGUGCCACCGAUGAAAGAGAAGUUCGAUAAAUAUUGGGAUGAAGUCAGUGGUCUUUUUGCAAUGGCAGCAGUCUUCGAUCCAAGGUUUAAGCUUUCCAUUGUCGAAUGCUGUUUGGAAAAGCUUGACAUGAGUACACGUGAUGCAAAGCUAAAGAACUUGCGUGAGAAGCUUAGUAUUUUGUUUGAGUCGUAUGACAAAAAAUCCAAGAAUAGCUCACCGUCUACAGAGCCACGAGAGACUGUUUCACAAAAAGCUUCUGGAGCAGGGACAAUGGGACUGUUUGAGAACUACGGUGAUUUCUUUGCAUUUCGCAAAGUCAGUGGGGUUGCGACUGGAAAAACACCUCUAGAAGCUUAUCUUGAUGAACCACCUCUGGACAUUACUAAUUUUCAGAGCUUGGACAUCCUCGAUUGGCGGAAGGAUAAUGCCCAUCGGUAUGGGGAUUUGCCUGCAAUGGCAUGUGACCUGCUAAGUAUUCCAAUCACAACAGUGGCUUCAGAGUCCUCUUUUAGCAUUGGAUCUAGAGUUCUUAACAAAUACAGGAGCCGUCUUCUCCCAAAAAAUGUGCAAGCUUUGAUAUGCACUAGAAAUUGGAUCAAGGGAUACGAAUCUUAUGCACAUGAUGAAGAAAUCGAUGGUGAUGGUGAAGAAGAGAAAGUGCCAUCAUUUCAGUCCAUUGUCAAUGGGGAAGAUGAAGAUGAGGAAGCUUGAAUUGUUAUUUUGAUUUGGUGUUUUUAUUUUUUACAAUCUGCUACAUCUUGUUUUACUUGCUUGGUUUUGUUUUGACUGCUUUGAUUUGGUGUUUUUCUUUAUUUAAAAUUUGUUAAGACUAAAAUCUCAUCUUCUACAUGCACUAUAAGAUUUAGUUAUCAUCAAUAACUCGAGCUUGGUUAUCAUCAGUGACUUCAAGAACUUAUAUGAAUUGAAAUUUUGACUACAAGGACAAAAUGAAUUUAGAUAUGUAGUAUAAAAGCCUGAAUUGUACAUCUUUAACACGAAGAUGAAGUGUCCUGGUCUCCUGGAGCAGCAUGCAGCGUCAGUAAGUGUUAUGGAACAGCACACAGCGUUUAGAAGUCCAUUGGUGCACCUGAUGGUUCGCAGCCCGCGGGACGACCUGUAAAGGCCUGUGCAUUUCGGCGGGGCGGGCUUGGGCCGAGCUAUUGGAGACCGCAUCCCGCGCGGGCUUGACCCGCCGUAACCCGCACAAGAGAAAACCCGCAGCGGUCCGGGCCGGGACGGGACGGAACAACCCGUUUGACAACACUACAAAUGGCCAAAAUAUAAAUUUAUUAAGGGAUAUGAUUGGUAAAAUGUGGACUGAUGAAAUUAAUUACAUCUAAAAACGUGACUCCAUGAAAAAAUUUCAAAUUAGAAAAAUUGUGAAAUAAAAUAAAAAAGAAAUUUUUUGUGUUUUCGCUGACAAAAUACAAAAAAAAAUCAUUAAGUGAAAAUUAAGGUUUUAUUAGAUUGCUUGUAAAAUCAAAUUUUCAUUAUAUUUAAUUAUAUAAUAAUGAAUAUUGUAAGCUACUCACUCCGUUUUUCAAUAUAAGUCGUUUUAGAGAAAUUUUUUUGUUCCAAAUUAUAUGUCGUUUUUGGUUUUCUAUGUAACAUCUAUUAAUAAUUAACUAGGUUAAGAUCUGUGCCUUGCGCGGGAUAAACGUUAUAUAUAUAAAUUAUUUCAUAUAUAUUAUAUGUUUCUAACAUAUUAUGAAAUAACAAAGAUAUAUUAAAUAAAUUAAAAUAUAGUAACUAAUACUUAUAUAAUUAAAUUGGUACGAAUAUAUAUAUAAAUUUUAUUAAUCCAAAAAAUAUUUUUUUCUAUUUGAUAUGGUAUAUAAUUAAAUUUAAAUGAUAGUAACAUAUAUAUAGUAUAUUUAAAAUUAAUAUUUAUGAGAUGUUUUUCGCUCAUAUGUUUUUCUUAUCAUUUGUAUAUGUUAUAGCAAAAAAUUAAAAUUACUGAUAACAAAAUUUUCACUGUAGGAUUAAUAGGUUAAGUAAUUUAUAAUAUUUUAAAAAAUUAAGUUGUCAAUAUAUUUUCAAAUUUUUUAUUAAAAAUUGAUCAAACUAAAUUUCAAAAUUAAGAUAUUUAUGUAUUUUUUAUAUGGCAUAUAAAUUAACUUAAAAUGAUAUAUAUAUAAAUAUAUAUAU